AACCGACGGUUUCUUGCACGUGAAUCUAGAAAUGGCGGAGCAGCAGCCGGUGCGCGGUGUGGACGUGGACGUGGACCUGGACCUGGACCUGGACCUGGACCUGGACCUGGACCAGAACCAGUUCUGCUGUUCCGUGUGUCUGGACCUGCUGAGGGAACCCGUCACCAUCCCCUGUGGACACAGUUACUGCAGACGCUGUGUCGGGGGUUGCUGGGACCAGCAGGAGGCGGAGGGGGGUCAGUCCAGCUGUCCUCAGUGCAGAGAGACCUUCAGUCCGAGGCCGCUCCUCAAGAGGAACACCCUGCUGGCUGAGGUGGUGGAGAAGCUGAAGAAGAGCAGCACCCAGCAGCCCCCUCCUCCUCCAGCCUGCGGCCCAGAAGAUGUCGUCUGUGACUUCUGCUGUGGGACCAGACGGACCAAAGCCACCACGUCUUGCCUGACGUGCUUGGCGUCCUACUGUGCGGCUCACCUCGAGCCUCACCACAGGGUCCCCGUGUUGAAGAAGCACCAGCUGGUCUCGGCUACGAUCCCGCUGCAGGAGAAGAUGUGCGAGAAGCACAACAAGCUGAUGGAGGUCUACUGUCGGUCGGACAGGAAGUGUAUCUGCUAUCUGUGCAUUAUAGAUGAGCACAAGAGCCACAAUACGGUGUCUUCUGCAUCGGAGAGGGCCGAGGAACAGAAACAGCUGAUUGUCAGUCAAAAGAAAGUCCAGCAGAGAUUCCAGGAGAGAGAAAAGGAGCUGAAUGGGCUGCUGCAGGCUCUGGAGGAUUUCAAGACCUCUACCCAGCCUGCAAUGGAGACCUGUGAUAAGAUCUUUGAAGAGAUGAUCUGCUCGGUGAAGAAAAAGCGCCAUUUGGCGAAGCAGCUGAUCGGCGCCCAGAAAGCGAGUGCAGCCGCUCGGGCUGAGGAGCUGCAGCUGCAGCUGGAGGAGGAGAUCAGCAAGAUGAAGGGGAGAGACGCGGAACUGGAACAGCUGUCUCAUACGGAAGACCACAUCCAUUUCAUUCAGAGCUUCCAGUCCCUCUCCACCUUCUGUGAAUCUCCAGACUUGCCUCCUGUUUCUGUUUUUUAUCCUCAACGCUCAACGUUCAAGCCUUUGACCGACUGCGUGUCUAAGCUGAGGGAUGACAUGGAGCGCCUCCUGAAGGACACGUGGCCCGGGAUCCUUAACACGGUGUCUAAUAUAGAUGUUGUGCCACCUGCGCCAAAGACCAGAGAGGACUUUUUACGCUAUUGCCGUCCUCUCACCCUGGAUGAGAACGACGUCUCCCAAUAUUUGACCAUUUCAGAAGAACACCGACGGGUGACGAGUAACUACUGUCCGGUAGAUACACGUCUGAAUUAUAAUAAUGGUUAUGGUAGACAUGAAUACUCUCGCCCCCCUCCCCAGCAGAAGAUGGGGCAGGUGUGGUGCAGGGAGGGUUUGUCAGAGCGGUGUUACUGGGAGGUCAGCUGGAGCGGUGCUACUUGGUCUGUGGCCGUGUUCUACAAAGACGGCAGCAGAACAAAGGACCUAGAGUUUGGAACCGACAACAAGUCGUGGAGUUUCUUGUGCUCCCCAAACGGUUCCACUUUCCGCCACAACAACGGAAGCAAAGCGGUGUCCGGCCCUCGGUCCUCCAGCGUCGGAGUGUACCUGGAUUAUAAAUUAGGUACUCUGUCCUUUUAUAACGUCUCCGACCCGAUGACUCUGCUCCACAAAGAACACAUCAAGUUCACUGAGCCUCUCUAUCCCGGCUUUGAGCUUAAGAAUACUGGAUCCCAGUACGAUCUCACCAGAUAUUAUGCAGAACUGAUGAAGUUAUGGUGAACACAUUUAUAUUGGGGGUGGUUAAUGUGCUACUGUUGAUCGGGCAGUAGCUGUCUGUCCAAUACACACCACAUGGUGAAGGAGAGGAUGUGAUUUUAACUCUAAAAUAACUGUUGAAUCCGGUCUGGCCCUUAAGGUCCUGCAGCCGGUCAAAAGGCAGAACAAGUUUAUAUAUAUAUUUGUUUUGUGAAGGGGUGAAAGAUUCAAUGAUAAGUUGGAAACCAGGAUUUAGCGAUUGGUUCAGUGGGGAAAUAAUUACACAUUUUGGAAAGAUGAAAGUGAUUAAUAAUCAAAAAAUUAAUUAUUUUACACUUUCCAUGUUUGUUUGUUUAUUCUUUGAUGUGUUUUUGUAUUUUGCUUUGCUUAUAUUCUUUUUCUACACAUCACUGUUCAUUUCAUACUCAUAUAUACCGCAUAACUCUGCAUGUAACUGCUUAUUGUACUUUUGCAUUUCGUUGUCUCGCUAUUAUACUGUUUAAUGACAAUAAAGUUCAAUGUAAUCUAAUCCA
This is a messenger RNA of Cyclopterus lumpus (lumpfish), 2319 nucleotides long. Its product is annotated as E3 ubiquitin-protein ligase Midline-1-like. The transcript has 7 exons. The coding region runs from base 32 to 1810 and encodes 592 amino acids. The record is from RefSeq and is a predicted model, not a curated record. Gene Ontology annotation, molecular function: protein binding; zinc ion binding. Lineage: Eukaryota; Metazoa; Chordata; Actinopteri; Perciformes; Cyclopteridae.